UCUCCCACCCGCCUUCCUUUCCCGUCUCCCGCCCAGCUCCCAGAGCCCACCAUGAAUCUGCAAGUAGGUUUGGGAUACAUUUGCCUGCUUUGCUUUUUCUUCGUGAGCAUAGCUAAAGGGGAUUUGCAGCUGCUUUCUUUCCAGCCCAAGACCCUGUAUCAGUACCGCUAUACCCUGGAUGUCCAGCUGGACCACACAUCCACGCCGUCCCUGCGGGGAGCCUGGCUGCGGGCUGAGGCACUGGUCCAGCUGCAUAGGCUCUGGAGGGACCAAGAAGGAGAAGAGCUGCUCCAGGUGCAGGUCCACAACCUGAAAGCCCAACAUGAGCCAGCAGAGGAAAGGAACCAGAAUGGCACCAGAGGUCCCCCUGCAGAGAUUGCACUGAGCCAGGAAUCACAGGCAGAGCUCCAGCAGCCAGUGUUCAUCUCUUGGAGCAGUGGGAAGGUCAAAGCCUUCUAUGGGAAUGAAGCAGAAAGUAUCCUGAUCUCGAACCUGAAGAGAGGCAUUGUCAGUCUGCUCCAGCUACAGCCCCAUACUGGCACUGCAGUGGAGAAGGAUGUCUCUGGGAGCUGCCAAGUCACAUACACCGUGUCCAACCAUUCUAUCACAAAGACGAAAGAUCUCCUCAGCUGUACAAAGCCGAACUCUGGAUUCACCUCCAUAAACAAAAUUUUUGGGCUCAAGUGGCAGCCCACCAGCAGAAGCCAGUACAUGGUAAAAGACAACUUCCUCCUGUCAGUGCUGGCAGAGGAAAGCCACGUGGUGUCUCCAGCCCUGAAGUCCACCACUGCCAUCAAAAUCACUUCAAGACAGCAGCUCCAGCUAGCAUCUCCUCCAAUACCUGGCCCAGCAGAGGUGGCUGCACGAAGCCUUGAGGAUGCGCUGGCUGUCAUGAAGGGACGGCACCAGCCCCUGGGCAGGGCCAGCCUGCCCUUCAGGAGGCCCUGCAUCCACUGCCCUUCGCUGAGAGCCUACCUGAAGGCUUUUGACAGCCAGAGGGUCAAAAUGGACACCUCAAAGGCGGCGACAACCUGGCAGUUCCAGAGGUUCAUCCAGAUGCUGCGCAGUGCCAAGAAGAGAGAUGUUCUGCAGCUGCUGAGGAGAGCACCCGAGGAGAUGCUCCCCUUCGUUGUGGAGGCAGCGGUGGCUGCACAGUCAGAGGCAUCCUUGGCAGCUCUCUCAGACUUUCUGGAUUUCAGCAAGAAGCCCAAAUCCCUAUUGGAAAAGUUUCUCUACGCGGCAGCUUUCUCUCCCCAGCCUUCAGGACAGCUUCUCCGCCUAGUGUUAAACAAGCUGGAUGGGAAGCAGCUGGCCCCUGAGGUCCAGGAGACAGGGAUACUUGCCAUGGGCUCUCUGGUCGGCAAGCUGUGCCAGCAGAAGCUGUGUAGGCUGCAGGAGGUGGAGCGUGGGGUGGAAACCAUCCUCAGGAGCCUAAGAGAUGCUAAGGAGGAGUCAGAGGUGGUCAUUUACCUGCUGGCCCUGGGGAAUGCAGCGCUCCCCGAAACGAUCCCCACCCUGCUGGACCAUGCUGAGGAGGGCCCCGCCAUGGUUGCCACUGCGGCUAUCUCUGCCCUGCGGCGAUUCCCCACUCAGCACAUCUCCAGCAAGGUGAAACAAGCAAUGAGGAGGAUUUUCCACAAGAGGAAGAGCUAUGAAAAAACAUGCCGCCUGGCCGCUGCAGAAAUCCUCCUAGAUAAGGAGCCCUUACCCAUGGAUGUCAUCAACAUCCUGCUGGCUACCAAUGAGUUGGAGACAGAGAUGGCAACAUUUCUGCUGCUGAAGGUCCAGAAUAGCCUGUAUGCUCACCACCACCCAGCAAGGAAGAUAAUGAAAGACAUCAUGAGAGACCCACAGAUAAAUAAUUACAACUUCUUCUCAAAAGCCGGCAUCUCCUCUUCUUUCUCAGGACCUCUGACAGUCACUCAGGACCUGAUUUCCACCUUUGGGCUGGACCUGCUGUUUUUGGAGGGUGGAUUCCUGAGGAAGAGUGUCUCUGACUUCUCGCUGCUCAGCCAUGGACAGCAGCUUCAUGCAGCUCAGGUCGCUAUUGAAGCACAAGGGAUGGAGUCAAUGCUGGGAGAAAACUUGGAAGGGGAAGAGGAGCCAGAACUCAUGGCCGGGAUGUCUGCCAUCUUCUUUGAUGUUCAGUUGCGUCCGAUCAUCUUCUUCCAGGGAUAUACAGACUUAAUGGCCAAGGUCCUGUUAAGCAGUGCAGAACCCACAAGCAUGGUCAAAGGGAACCUCCUGCUGAUGGACCAUCACCAGAUCAUUCCUCUGCAGUCUGGCUUCCAAGUGGCCAUCAAACUCCAGGGCGGGCUGGGGCUUGACAUUGCAGCUGACAUGGAUGUGAGCAUUUGGGAGCAGGAACUGAAAACCAACAUCAAUGCAAGGGGAAGCCUCACCAUUGAUUUCCAGGCGGAACUAGAUACCCCUUUCCUCCAAGCCACCCUGAGAAGCCAGACAGAGGUGGAGACCUCAGUCCAAUUUGACACCAUGAUGAGGUUUUCCGGCAGCCCAGUGCUCAUGUGCCUGCAGCUGAGAGAGGAGCAGGUCCCGUACAGAGAAAUCUUCACAGUUUCCAAGUCUGCUGGGAGCCAGAGCAGCACCACUCGAAAAGGCAGGAAGGGCACCAUGCCUGGGAAAGAGUUUGCCUUACACCAAGCCAACUCCAAGGUCUGCAACCUCUUGCUGACAGCAGAAGAAUAGCAGGGUUGGAGCACUUUGAGACUGGAUAACUGCCCCCUCUCCUGUCACACACCCCAGUUCCCUGUGAAACCAAAAAGAGCUGUUAAGGGCUCUGCCCAACUCCUCCACAACAAUUUUUUUAAUCAGAAAAACGCUGCACUAAGGGCAUCAUAAGACAUCGCAAGAGGAACCGGAACUGCUCCAGGGCAGCCAGAGGCAGCCCUUGCUUGGUGCGGGAGGAGCCAAACCUGCCUCCCCACCCCAAAGGCUAAGAUUUCCCUUGCCUGAACCUUUCCUCUUGAUGGGGGAAGUCUUGCUUGAAGCAAGACAGGUCCUUGUGAAAAACAGCAAAUGAAUGUUUUUUCUUUUGGAAGUGAAUGAGUUUCUCAGAGCCCAAGAAACCCUUCUACAAGCCCAUACCCAAAAAUGCCAUGUUUUCUCCCCAUUUAUCAAAGCAAGAAGGAGGGAGCACAUCUGCAGCCAACAGGGAGAAGGUUCCCCACAAGGAGAGUGAACGACCCUCUUUUAAUGCAGUUUUGCAGUUGCUGAAUUGCCCAGGAACACGGAAAAAAUACUUCUAGAGAAGCUGUGGGGUUCUAAUGUUUUAUUUUACCUUUUUUUUUUUUUUUUUUUUUAAAUGCAGCCCCAGAAUAAUCUUCAGGGAGAAAGGCAGAUAAGCAACACAAAUUCUCCAUAGCCUAUUGCCAAUCAGUCUGUGUUCUUCCUGGAUUAAUUGAAGGUGUUUACAUUUAUUUUCAUAUGAAGGCAACUCAGAUGCCCUCACAGGUUGGGGCCAUCCUCUCAUUCCUGGGGGGAAUUUGCACUCUGUUGCCAGGGAUGUGGCUGAUGCCACAUCAGGCAGCAAAGGUGAUGCCUGUGGGAGAACAGCUUGUGCUUCAGUGAGGGUCAGAUUUCUACUCGGCGCAAAAAAAAAAAAAGAGCAAGGUAGAGGAAUGCAGCCCAAAGAGCUUUCCCCAAAACUGGGGAAAUGAAGGCAAAGUUAAAACAGAGCAGGGGAGAGUGUAGCAAAUUGCAAGAGGCCCUUCUAAAGAGCAUGGACCAGCAUUCUCAAUCCUCGUCUCGAAACAGGGAAAAUUGUCUUGAAGAUGGAGCUUAAAAAGUUGGAAAAAUACUGAAGACCCACAAGCUGCUGAGGGAGGGAGGCUGGAAAGACAUAGGGGGACUCAAGUAGGGACUGGCUGAAGGAAAAUGGGAAGAGACAUUGGUGUCUCCAAGGCAUUAAUGCAUCUCAUUGCAGCUCUGCAUACACCCUUGUGAUGCAGACCCUCAGUGACUGUUUCCUGAUCUAGUGUUGACACUUGAAUUUUUCCACAUGUUUUUCCCCCUCCAAGACAGGCAGGGCAUAAACCAUGGCAUAAGCUGGCCAGGUGCUUGGCAAGUUCUCUGUCCUUUUGGUUUUGUUUUUUUAACGAGUUAUUGGUGGCUCAGUCCAUCCUACAGGGCAAAUACAAAUGUUGCUUGCCAUGAAGGGUAAGAGAUUAGGUUUGACUGACAUGAUCCUUUCUGGAUUUGAGAAUCUAUCACAGAGAGCUUGGACAAACAUUACAAAGACAUUACUUCAGGUAAACAUCCUUCACAGGUAGACAUUAUUCAAACCAAACAGGAAAAGUUUAGUGGGGUCAUGCCUCCAUCCCAUCCCAUCCCUUCCCUUCCUCCCCUUUAUAGGAGCCAGCACAUACUAGAUGUGCCUUUUGCUGGUGCAUGCAAAUUCAAAACCCAUCUAUUGAGAGGUGGCUUCUGCCUGGAGCCUCUUGUCUUCCUUUUUGAUCCAAAGUUUACAUAUUAAUGGAGAAGCCUCUGGUCUCUCUUAUCACCUGAACAGCAGUUCCCCUUCUCUUCUAAUCGAGGCAGCAGAUGGAGAUAAGAUUGCCUUAACCCUACAUGCAGGAAGGCAGUGUUCCUGCAACAAAGAGACACAGCAGCUUCUCUUUUCUGCUGAUAUUUGGGCUCUUUUGGUGACCAUUUGUGAAAAUUACAAUUAGCUUCAAGUAAA
Molecule: messenger RNA, 4699 nt
Organism: Strigops habroptila (Kakapo)
Lineage: Eukaryota; Metazoa; Chordata; Aves; Psittaciformes; Psittacidae
Product: microsomal triglyceride transfer protein-like
Exons: 18
Coding region: 52-2706 (884 amino acids)
Biological process (GO): lipoprotein metabolic process; lipid transport
Cellular component (GO): Golgi apparatus; endoplasmic reticulum; basolateral plasma membrane
Molecular function (GO): lipid binding
Source: RefSeq, a predicted model, not a curated record